AUGGAGAUCCAAGACACAAGUGAUCUCUGUUUCCCACAUCUCCUCAACAGCUCCUGCAGGAAGCCCACACUUCACUGGUCUGAAGCCGUUCUCCUGAACUCUGUGCUGCUCUUCAUCUCACUGAUCACUGUAGUGCUCAACCUCCUCAUCAUCAUCUCAGUCUCUCACUUCAGGCAGCUCCACACUCCUACAAACAUCCUCCUCCUCUCUCUGGGUGUUUCAGACUUUUUUGUUGGUCUGCUGCUGAUGCCUUUAGAAAUCUACAGAUUUACAUUCUGCUGGGGUCUUGGGGAUGUUAUGUGUAUUUUCUUUUAUUUUUUGAUAAAUACCAUCCUUGGCACUUCGAUCUGGAACAUUGUGCUGAUAUCUAUCGAUCGCUACGUAGCCAUUUGUUACCCUCUGCAUUACCCCACCAGAAUCUCUUUGACGAGAGUUAAAUAUUGUGUUUCUCUGUGUUGGUUCUGUGUUUCUUCCUGCAGCCUUUUGUAUUCAAAGGAUGAACUGAUUCAGCCUGGCUGGAAGAAUACCUGCAUUGGAGAAUGCACAUUUUUUAUAAGCUACAAUCUAGGAACAUUUGACCUCAUUUUUAAUUUCAUUCUUCCAGUGACGACCAUCAUAGUUCUGUAUCUGAGAGUGUUUGUGGUGGCUGUGUCUCAGGCUCGUGCCAUGCGCUCUCACAUCACAGUCGCCACGUUUCAUUCGGCGACAUCAGCAACAAAGAAAUCAGAGUUAAAAGCAGCCAGGACUCUGGGGGUUCUAGUUGUUGUAUAUCUAGCGUGUUUCUGUCCGUAUUACUGCUACUCAUUAGUUGGGAUUAGUUUAACUAAUACCCCUUAUUCAUUUUCUUUGUUUUUCCUCUUUUAUGCCAACUCUUGUCUGAACCCUGUGAUUUACGCUCUGUUCUAUCCCUGGUUCAGAAAAGCUGUUAAAGUCAUUGUUACUCUCCAGAUACUGCAGCCUGGAUCACAUGAGGCCAAGCUACUGUGA
Poeciliopsis prolifica (blackstripe livebearer) is the source of this 987-nucleotide messenger RNA. Its product is annotated as trace amine-associated receptor 13c-like. Gene Ontology annotation, biological process: G protein-coupled receptor signaling pathway. The record is from RefSeq and is a predicted model, not a curated record. Gene Ontology annotation, cellular component: membrane. The coding region runs from base 1 to 987 and encodes 328 amino acids. The transcript has 2 exons. Lineage: Eukaryota; Metazoa; Chordata; Actinopteri; Cyprinodontiformes; Poeciliidae. Gene Ontology annotation, molecular function: trace-amine receptor activity.